Clunio marinus is the source of this 2271-nucleotide messenger RNA. The record is from the annotation of a GenBank genome assembly. Lineage: Eukaryota; Metazoa; Arthropoda; Insecta; Diptera; Chironomidae.
AUGGAUUCAAGUUUAAUUUAUCAACAAAAAGGAAAAGGAAUGAACAAUGGAAAUAGUUCUGGAAAUUCAAUAUUGACCUCAACAUCAAUCAACAACAACACUGGCAAUGGAAUGAAUAAAAGUUUAAGUUCAAAUUUCAUGAUUUCAAAUAAUCAUUUAAAUAAUGGUAAUAAUUACAAUAAAACGGAGCCACCCACUGUGCCAACCCCAAACGGUUAUCGGGUCGCUCCCACAAAGAUUCCCACAAAAGCUGAAAUCGAUUAUCAUUUAGAAAAUUUUAUUAUGAGUCGAAAGAUUGCUUUGAAUGGGGGUAAUGAACUAAGAAUUGAUGAUAAAAACAUCUCAUUACAUCUUAAUAAUCCUUUUGUAUCGUCGUCGCCUUAUUCACAUCUUCAACAACAGAAAAUUUUUAUGCAACAACAACAGCAUCAACAACAACAGAAACAGCAAAUAUUUCAGAACAGUUUGUUAUUUAAUGAAACAAUCAAUGAAACGACUUUGAUGGCACCAUCAGCUGUCGAUCAAUCAAGGCCUAAACGUCCCCACUCAAUUGCUGUUUCAUCACCCAUUAACCUGAACACAUCUCUUAAUAAUGAUUUGAAUGUUGCAACAUUAAGUCGGCGUCAGAAAAUUACUACACCAAACAUUGUGAGUGGAGGAAUGAUGAACAAAAUUACGACAACAGCUGCUGGCGAGCAAAAAAUAAAUUCACAAUACUGCUCGCCCAUAAACUUUUCACAAUUAAAUCACUUUAAUGGAAACGGAAGCUCGCCAAGUCCGGGUCGUAUGCAGGCGCCAUUUCGGUCUCUUAAAAGUGAAUUUUCUCUUUAUACACCACCCUCACCGGUUAUUGUGAGCGAAGCCGAUGGUUUGCAACAACACAAACAACCACCAAAUGUUCCCCAACGGAGAUCUCAAAGCAUUCCACGUCAAGUGAUGACGCAAAGUUUUACCACAACAAAUGGUCAAACCAUCACAGGCGUACAAACAUUAAAUCGUCCUCGCAGUCUCGAUCGUUACAGUACCGUCGGAAUGCGAACCACAAAUGCACAUUCCUCCCCGCAUAAUCAACACAUCAGUACUAUGAAGCAAUCAGUGACAUUCCAUGGUCAACAAAUGUUGAAUCAGGCCUGCUAUCAAAGUGAUAUCUAUGAAGAAGUUGGUCAGCAUAUGAAAGGUGACCAACAACAACAACAGCAACAACAAAAGAAAGAACGUCCAAUGUCAUUUGCUUAUGGGACGGUUCCCGAACAAGUUUAUCUUGAAAAUCAAUUAAGAAUGUACCAAGAACAAUUGAAAAAUAUUACAGAAAGUAUGAAGAAGUAUCAGGAACAAACGAGAAUUCUGAAUGAACUUAAACGACAACAAUCACUUGAUCGUCAGAAAAGUUCAGUUCCAUCAUCGAAAAGUGACUCAAAACUUUCACAAAAUUUAAAACUCAACUCAACGACAAGCAUUAAUACAGUAGCUGAUGAAGUUCAAACACCAUCCCACCAAUUGAAAUUAUUUUUAGAUAACAUUCGUAACUCUAUAAAAGAACCUUCAUUUGAGAAUGACGUCAGCGAUCAUGAAACGGAUGGGAAUGGAAAAUUAGACGUGGCGUUGAAAGUUGUAAACAAAGUGGAUGAGAAAAUAAACGUCCAUCAGUCAAAACCGAAUAAUGUUGAAGUAAAGACGCCAUCUGACCAGUUACGUCUGUUUCUUGAUGCAAUCCGACAUAAUCAAAACAUUGAAACUCAUCAGCGGACGGAUGUUCCGAAGGUAAUACCCGAGGCCAAUGAAGAAAAUUUUGAAAUGAAACGAAGUGAAACAUUCUCUCAAGUCACCGACAAUAUCAAGCUUUUGAAUCAAGAUUUAGAGUCAUUUAAUGACAAGACAAAUGUCACGAAUGUUUCAAAGAACAUGGAUCAAAUUCUCGAUGAAUUCAAUCGAAUGGCAAGCUUGUUGAAGACAAACAACUCAGUAGAUUAUUUACAGAAAUGUUCCGAAGCUUUGAAACAAACGACUGAACAAAUUCGACAGAUGAAUGGCAAUAAUUACUCAUCAGAUGACAGUUCAUGUAGCACAACACCUGGAAGUAUUCGCGAAGCUGUACAAAAUCUCUUGUCACAACCACGCAAUGGCUUUCAGAUCAUGGAUGAUAGAAUGUCAAUUUUUAUUGAUAUCAUUGAACAACAAGGCAGAUUCAGUCAGGUAAUCACAUUGAGAUCUUUAUAUCGACAUGAAAACCUUUUUUUUCUGCUGUCGAUCACAUGUGAAGUUGAAAGUUGA